AUGAACCUUGUCACACAUCGACAGAAGCUCAUUAAGCUGGCGGAUAGAAGUGAGCACGGGUGGAGAGUGGUCAAGGAGUACGAAUCUGACUCUUUGGCCGAGAAUGAAGAUGACGAGAAGAGGAUUGUGAAAGCUGAGAAAGCUGCUGCUUCAGCAGCUGCAGCCAAGAAGAAGAAAGUUGCGGUCAGGCCAGCUGUUCCAAAUCCAGGAAGGAUGCUAGCUCCCCAACAGCAGUUCAAGACCAAUUGGCCCACUAGAGCGAGGUCCUUCUCAUAUCAGCCAGCAGGUCCAUCCUCUUCUAGACCCUUUACUAGUUCUAGACCAAUUGGCCCAUGUUUCAGAUGCAGUGAAAUGGGUCAUCUGCAGAGUUCCUGCCCCAAAUUAGCAGCACCUCAGUAUCCUCAAUUUAGUUGUACUGAAGUAGAUGGGUGGGGUGAGCACCCGUCAGAGAGUAAUGAUACUUUUGUUGAUAUGUCAGCUAGAUAUUGCGAAGCUAGUGAGCAUGGGGUUGAGACAGUAAGGGUUAAAGGGCGGCUCAAACAGCAUUUGCCAUAUUGGCGGGAUGUGUUAAAUCCCUCGACUUAUAUUUUAGAUAUUAUUGAGAACGGUUACAGAUUACCUUUUGUCAGCAUGCCCCCUACUUACAGUGCUUCAAAUCAUAGUUCGACAAGGAACAAUGUUGAAUUUGUUACGGAGUCUGUUAGUGAGCUUGUCAAAAAUGGUUGUGCCAGAUUAGUAGCUCAGAACCAGUUAUUUUGUAAAUUUAAGUAUGAGGAUUUUAGAACAGCCUUGGAUUAUUUUGAAGAAGAUGCAUAUUUAUUUACUUUUGACUUGAAGUCAGGGUAUCAUCAUAUUGAUAUUCAUGUUGAGCACCAAUCAUAUUUAGGUUUCCAAUGGAAAGACCAGUUUUAUGUGUUUACAGUCUUACCGUUUGGGCUUUCCACAGCUUGUUAUAUCUUUACUAAAGUGCUCCGUCCCGUGGUUAAGCAUAUUCGGGCCUUGGGAAUAAGAUUAGUACUUUAUCUUGAUGAUGGGUUAGUUUCUGUGAAAGCAUCAGAAACACACUCUAUUUCUGUCAGUAGAUUAGUAGAGGAAAUCAUAACGAAGGCUGGGCUAGUAAUUAACAGAGAGAAGAGUAAGUUUACUCCUUCCAAGCAAGCUGCUUGGUUAGGUUUUGACAUUGAUUUAGCCCUUGGUGAGAUUAGAGUCUCACGGGAUAAGUUGCAUACAUUAAAGAUUCUGCUACAUUCAAUAAACGAGGAGACUUUGAUUCCAGUUAGAGUGAUAGCUAGUAUUGUCGGUAAGAUCAUUUCUAUGAGCCUUGUUCUAGGAGACAUUGCGAGGCUUAGAACUCGCUGCUUGUAUUCAGUCAUCCUAUCUAGAUCAUCAUGGAGUGAUCAUGUCAUGAUUAUGCCAGAAGCUAGGGACGAAUUGUCAUUUAGGGUUAACAAUAUUGAUAGCUUUAAUGGCAGAAAAGUAUGGCGGGCCCCUGCUGCUGUUCCAGUUGUCUAUUCUGAUGCUAGUGAUACAGGUUUUGGUAGCUACACAGUAGCUCAUGGUGACGACAUUGCUCAUGGCCAAUGGACGCCUCUAGAAUCUCACAAGAGCUCUACUUGGAGAGAAUUGAGAGCAGUUACUUUGACACUUGGGGCGUUUGCUCCACGCCUUUCUGAUCACAGAGUAGGGAGUGGAAAGGAGGAGUUACAGGCGGAAGCAAUUGCUAUUUUUAAGUUAGCUGCCCAUUACAAUAUAUUAAUAGAGCCAGAGUGGUUACCUCGGGAACAGAAUGAAGUAGCAGACUAUUUGAGUCGUAUUGUAGAUUAUGAUGAUUGGGGUCUGUCAAUUGCAGCUUUUUAG
Molecule: messenger RNA, 1857 nt
Organism: Amphimedon queenslandica
Lineage: Eukaryota; Metazoa; Porifera; Demospongiae; Haplosclerida; Niphatidae
Exons: 3
Coding region: 1-1857 (618 amino acids)
Molecular function (GO): zinc ion binding; nucleic acid binding
Source: RefSeq, a predicted model, not a curated record